ACUGUUGCCGGCGGGUAGGUCAGGUGCGCGGGCGUCAAAACAUUAGCUUUACGCCACACAGGGUCACAUUAUUUCACAGGCAAACAGACCCGCGCUCCACUAUAUGACAACGCCACAUCGUCCACGGAGACCAAACCAACAGCAGACCUUGAGCAAGGCACAUCGGAGAUAAGACAGAGGCAAAGGAGACCUGGUGGAGAUCAUACUGAACUUUUGGAGCUGCGUUCGGUAAUUGGCUGUAUACAAACUGCUGUUAUUCAAUCUCUGUUGGACUGAACUCCAGAACAUGAUUGGGAAAACCGUUUUACUAGUUUGCCUGGCAGUCUUCUUCUUUGCAGAUGCAGAGGACAAAUCCAGAUUGUACAGGAGGCCUUCUUGUGGUGAUAUGAGCCGAACCCAGGCGUGUCCGCUCAACUACUCCCCAGUGUGCGGCAAUGAUGGGAAAACGUAUCCCAACGAGUGUUCUCUCUGUGUUCACCGACUGGAAACCAAUGCGGACAUCUUGAUAGUCAAAGAUGGAAGUUGCUGAAGCGUAAACCUACUGAGGAUUCAGCUGUGAAAGUGAUAACUUUAUCACAUGUAUCUUUCAUCAUUCUGUGAUUGUUAGAAUAGGUUGUAGAAGUUGUUUUUUAUGGAACACUCAUGCUCUCCCUCUCUCUCUCUCUCUCUCUCUCUCUCUCUCUCAAAUGCAUUAUAAUUUUAUAUAAUCACAUUAAUUUGUAUUAAAUCUUAACACUAUCUUUGUAAAGAAUAAAAUUAUUUUUCAUUCCCA
This is a messenger RNA of Esox lucius (northern pike), 772 nucleotides long. Its product is annotated as serine peptidase inhibitor Kazal type 2. Gene Ontology annotation, molecular function: protein binding; serine-type endopeptidase inhibitor activity. The transcript is spliced from 4 exons. The record is from RefSeq and is a predicted model, not a curated record. The coding region runs from base 287 to 529 and encodes 80 amino acids. NCBI's taxonomy places the organism in Eukaryota, Metazoa, Chordata, Actinopteri, Esociformes, Esocidae.